AUGGAGUGGUUCGGCCGUGCCAGCGUCGAGUUCACCCAUGCAGCCUCGCCGCUGCAGCUACCGUUAAAGGCAGGAGCAGGAGCGAGCCCGGCCGAAGGCAGCAGCAAUGGCACCGCAACACAAGCCACCACGGACUUGGCCCAGAUCUGCCGCGACAGCACGCCGGCCUGCCAGCUCAACCCGCUGCUCUUCAACGGCCACCUGCAGACCAUGUGGACGGCCGUGGCGAAGGGAGCGCCCGCGAUCCACUACAAGCGCCGCAUCUUCAACGCCGACCACGCGCUGUACACGGGCACCUUUGCCGUCGAUUUUGCCGUGCCGCCGUAUGCCGACGAGCAUCUCGAGCGAGACGCUGCUCUGCCGCCGCGCACGUCGUACUUUGCCGACGACGCCGCCUUUGCCGGCAUGGCCUCUGACGACACGCGGCCCAUGCUGCUGGUGCUGCACGGGCUGUCGGGCGGCUCGUACGAGGUGUAUCUGCGACACUGCCUGGCGCCGCUCCUCGACGCCGACGACCUGCCGUGGGAGAUUGCCGUGGUGAACGCGCGCGGCUGUGCGGGCAGCAGCAUCACGAGCGGCGUGCUGUUCAACGCGCGGGCGACGUGGGACGUGCGGCAGGUGGCGCUGUGGGCGCGGAAGACGUUUCCCAACCGCCCGCUGUUUGGUCUAGGUUUCUCGCUGGGCGCCAACAUCCUCACCAACUACGUUGGCGAGGAGGGCGCGGCGUGUCCGCUGCAGGCGGCGGUGGUGGUCGGCAACCCGUUUGAUCUGCAGGUGUCCAACAAGAUCCUGCAGCGCUCGUUCAUGGGACGCCACGUCUACGAAACGGUUAUGGGCAGUAAGUGGUGGUGGCGGAUGGCAUGUAGCAGCAGCAGUGGUGACGUUGCAAGUGUGACAGUCGGAGACACUGCGAAUGGCGUUGAACCGAAAGCUGACAUCUGUGCAGGCAACAUGAAGAAGCUGAUUAAUCUGCACCGCGACGCGAUCCUCAAGCACACGGAGCUCGACUUGGACCGUAUCAACAAGAUUACGACGCUCUACGAAUUUGACCGUGAAGUGCAAUGCCCAACGUGGGGCUAUCCGACGGAAGAAGCCUACUACCGCGAUGCCUCAUCAUGCGAUUCGUUGCUCAACAUUCGCAUUCCUUUCCUGGCUCUCCAGGCCAAGGAUGAUCCAAUCGCCGUCGAAGAGGCCAUUCCGUACGGCGAGUUCAGACACAAUCCCUAUACCGUCCUCUGCACCACGUCCCUCGGCGGCCACCUGUCCUGGUUCGAGCCGGGCGGCGGACGCUGGCACGCGAAGCCGGUCACCCAGUUCCUGCAUACCAUGGCCAAGAACGUCGACCUCGCCGCCAUCCCGCGCGACCUGCUGGAUGUCAACGCCAAGCAGCGCAAGGGUGUCAACUUUGAGCCUCUGCGUCGGAGGAUGCAGAUUAAUCUGGACAAGGAGUGA
Molecule: messenger RNA, 1452 nt
Organism: Sporothrix schenckii 1099-18
Lineage: Eukaryota; Fungi; Ascomycota; Sordariomycetes; Ophiostomatales; Ophiostomataceae
Exons: 3
Coding region: 1-1452 (483 amino acids)
Biological process (GO): medium-chain fatty acid biosynthetic process; medium-chain fatty acid catabolic process
Molecular function (GO): monoacylglycerol lipase activity; acetylesterase activity
Source: RefSeq, a predicted model, not a curated record